GUCAUCGGCGAUUUGACUAGGGUUUUUCGCAAGUGGAAAAGCUCGGAGCUUUGUUUUCCUCCCUCGCCGGAGAACAUUAUCUCCAGGAGAAAGGAACCUCCUUUUUAAUCCGAUAUCCAUACCCAUCAUCUCUUCCUUCAAUUUUCCGAAACAAUGGGAAGAGGGAAGUUCAAGGGGAAGCCCACCGGUCAACGCCGUUUCUCUACUCCAGAAGAGAUGAUUGCUGGCACCUCUUCCCGUCCUCGUACUUUUAAGAGGGUAGAAGCUCAAUAUGAAGAGGAAGAAUCUGAAGAAGAAUCUGGGCAGGAAUCUGGAGAAGAAUCUGAUGAUGAUCAGGCUGAAAAGCGGAAGGGAACGCAAGGUCUUAUUGAGAUAGAGAAUCCCAAUCUGGCAAAGCAGAAGAACUUAAAAGCUAAAGAUGUUGAUACUGAGAAAUCUACUGAACUUUCAAGGCGUGAGAGGGAGGAAUUAGAGAAGCAAAGAGCCCAUGAACGAUAUAUGAGGCUCCAAGAGCAAGGGAAAACCGAACAAGCAAGGAAAGAUUUGGAACGCUUGGCUCUUAUACGUCAACAGAGGGAAGAAGCUGCUAAAAAGCGAGAAGAAGAAAAAGCUGCCAAGGAGCUGAAGAAGGCUGAAGCUCGCAAGUAAUAUCUGCGCCAAGUGUGCCAUAGUACCAUGUGAAGCAAGUGCUUUCCUUAGUACUGGAAGAAAUACAUGCUCUCUCCAAUUUGUUAAGUAGAUGCUUUUAUCCAAAGAUUACAUCAUGUGUUGGUAAUUGUGAUUUGUCCAAGCAAAAACAAUUAUCUUAUUUUAUUUUAUUUUUGGCUCCAUGAAGCCUAAUUUGACCAGCUUGUUGUGUCUCUGGGAAGUGCAACAGAUGAUUUCCUCCUGUCAAGUAGACUAGAUUUGUAUUUCUCUAUGGAUAGUUGUAAAAUAAUUGGUUUACCAAGAAAUCAUUAUUGUUAUU
Molecule: messenger RNA, 967 nt
Organism: Rubroshorea leprosula
Lineage: Eukaryota; Viridiplantae; Streptophyta; Magnoliopsida; Malvales; Dipterocarpaceae
Source: the annotation of a GenBank genome assembly